AUGUCAGAAGAAAAUAUUUCAUCAACUACUACUAGUAGUAGCAACACAAGUGGUGAACAAAGAGGAAUCAAACAAAAAGUUGUAGAAUUUCUAAAUACAUUUAUUAAAAAGAGACCAUCACCAGAUGAUUUAAGAGAAAAGAAUAUUUUGGUGGCACCACCAAGUGUAUCACCUAGAAUACAACCAUCUAGAUAUGACUUGCAACAGAAUAUGAGUAAGCCAUCGGUCAUCAAUAGCAGUGCUCCCAAUUUAAAAACACAUAAUCGAUCAAAUAGUAAUUCAAGAGGUGGUAAAUCAAUGGCCAAUGGAGCUGCUGGUGGAGGUGGUGGAGGAGGAUUCAAGACUAAAUUAAUGGAUUAUUUCGAUUAUACAUUCUCAAAGAUGGUUGUUGGAAAGACUGUUGUUCAUCGUUUAAAAUUCCCUCAAUUUGGAAUAUCACCAGAAGAACUACAAGAAAUGUAUCCUGAUCAACAAAAUGGUAUUCCUGAAGUAUUAACAAAAGGAAUGCAAUAUUUAUCUGUUCGUACGUAUUUGGAAACUGAAGGAUUAUUUAGAGUGAAUGGAAGUAACAAAGAUAUUAGUAUGCUAAAAUUCAGAGUAGAGGAUGGUGAUUUAAAUUUUGAUGAUGUCAUGAACCCUUACAGUAUAUGUGGUUUAAUAUCAACCUUUUUCAAAGAGUUACCUGAACCUUUAAUACCUUGUGAAAACUAUUCCCAAGCAAUGGAAGCAGUUAAGGAAACUAAAAUAGAGGUGACAGUUGCUAAACUGAGACAGUUGGUAUUGUCUAUCCCACCAUCACACCUUUGUAUUUUAAGAAAGUUUAUGGAGUUUUUAACAUUGAUCGAGGGUCAUAAAGAGGUGAAUAAGAUGACAUCGGACAAUUUAGGUAUUAUAUUCGGUCCGACUUUAUUGCGUGAUCCAGACUUUGUAGAUAUUACAUCUGGGUUAAUGAACCUAAAGUAUCAGUCACAAUGCAUAAAAUACAUGGUCGAAUACUUUAACGACAUUUUCAAGAGUAGAGAGGUCACGGCAGCAUACCGCAAAUCAAUGGUUAUACGACCACCGGUUGACACGUCGUCAAUCGAUUAUCUCGAUCCUGCUUCAGACCAAAAGCCACGUUCCUCUAUCAAUUCACACGGUGUUCGUCGUCCCGUACCCCCACCUCGUCGCGGUGGCACUAUCAGUGUCUUUGACGACCAACCACAUAGCCGUCACUCUAAAAUAUAUGCAGUCACUACACUCACCCGUCCUCCCAAACCACCUCCACCACCCAAAAACUAUGGCACUGCUCCUGCUCUAACUAGUACCUCUACUACAUCUACAACAUCUACAACAUCCACAAUUCCCCCGUUUAAACCAACAGUCAAUAGAGCACCUGCUCCAACUAUGGUGGGAGGUGUGAAUAACAACAAUAAUAAUAAUAAUAAUAAUAAUAAUAAUAAUAAUAAUAAUACAAUGGUACAAUCACCAUCAUCACCCAUUCUCAAGAGAAUUGUCAAACCUCCACCACCUAAACGUAAUCCAGAAACUAUCGUUCCACCUACUGUAUCAACUAAUGUAAAUAAUAAUAAUAAUAAUAAUAAUAUAAAACCAACAACAACAGCUAAUGCUGGAUUGUUUGAUAAACCGCCCAACAAACCACCACCAGUUCCAAAUGAUUUAAAGUUUAAGACAUUGUCACCAGUUGUAUCACCAGCACCUGUUAAAAAGGUUGGAUUUGCAGUACCCGAUAAUACUACUACCCCUUCUUCGACGACAACUACCGCGACCACACCAACUAUACCAAAAAGAGUACAAUUUAAUGAUCCAAAAUCAUCAACUACACCACCACCAGCAUUACCAAGAUCACAAUCAUUUGGAGCAAGUACUAAACCAAUGCCAGCACCAAGAUCACUGUCAAAUGCUCCACCACCUUCAUCAGAUACCAAUAACAAGGCAAAGGUACUACCACCGCCGACACCAGUUGGAGUAGUAGGUAAAAUUACAGUGCCACCUAAAUUCCCACCAUCUUCACCAUCCUCUUCACCAAUUAGUACAUCACCAUUGGUAUCUACAAUCGAUGCCAAGAAUUCAUUUACAACCCAACGUACCAGCAAGAGUGAAUUGGAUUUAUCGAAAAUAUCAAAUAAUAGUAGUGGAAGUGGAGGCAGUAGUGGUAGUAUUGGUGGAAGCAGUAAUACAGGUGGUAGUGGUAGUGACUUUUUUGGUAAAAAGCUACCAUUACCCUCCUCGAGUGGCAGUGGGGAUGGACCAUCACCAACUUUCAAACCAUUAUUAAAUCAACCACUUAGAAUUCAACGUUCUCAAUCUCCCGAUGUAUCAAUUAAUAAUAAUAAUAAUAAUAAUAACACUCCGACAAAUAGUAAUAGUAAUAGUGGUAGUAGUCUUAUCAAACCAACUUUUAAAAAAUUUUGUUUGAAAUAUAGUAGGAGUAAUAGAAGAAUGAGUAAUAGUAAAAAGAAUCAACAACAACAACAACAACAAGAACAAGAUAAACCGACAACACCAUUCACAAGAGAAUCAUUCAAUCAAUUCUCAUACUUUACAAAUGAAUACUUUUAUCAACCAAACCCCUCCCUCCUCCUCCUCCUCUUCUUCUUCUUCAUUAGAAUCAAAGAAAAAGAUGAUGGUAUUAGCAACAACAAUAAUAAUAACAAUAACAACAACAACAACAAUCAUAGUUAUCAAUCCAUGGAUUUGGCAGGUGAUGAUCAUUUCCCUGAACCUACUACAGAGGAGAAGGAAAAGGAAAAGGAAAAGGAAAAGCCAGCGAUCACUACAAGUCCUUUAUUGAAACCAUCAACUUUGACAACUACAAGAAAACUACCUCCAACUCGUAGAACAACUAUGACUGUACCUAUUCCUUCACCUCAGUCGCCUGCAUCUAAAAAGCAACCGACACCUCAAUCUGUAAAUACAUCAACUACAACAACUACGACAAAUGAAUCUCAAGCAGAGUCUGAUACAAUGGCAUCGACAUCAACAUCUACAUCAACGACGAGUGGUGGUGUACAACCUCCACCUAUACAAGUUAUUAGCAAACCUAUUGCCAAUUUAAAGAAAAAGGUACCUGCAAAAAUGGCCGCAUCAACAAUUGUAGCACCUACUAUUAUUAGUAGUAGUAAUAGUAGUAAAACCGAUAUAUUAGAUGAAAUGUUAGAGAAUGAUCAUUUAUCAAAAGCUAGACUACAACAAUCACAAACGAUUUCAAAUGCAAAUAUCAAUAAUAAUAAUAAUAAUAAUACUAACAAUACACAACAAACAACAACAAUAACGACAACAACACUGCCAGCUAGUAGUACAUCAUCUGUAUCCUCUACAACGCCAUCACAAUUUAAUAACAAGUUUAAACAUUUUUAUCACUUUAUUGAAGAUGAUGUAGAGAAACAAUUAAAUGAUAUAUAUGGAGAAAGAUUAGAAAGAAUUAAAACAUAUCCAAGAUAUUAUAAACAAACACAGGCAUAUGAUAUGUCUACAUUCCAACCGAUUCAAGGUGAUCCUGUUCUAACUCACCGUGGAACGGUUUUACAAUUGGGUAAAUGUAUGGUCUUUGAUAGAAUACCUAUCAACACUGAAAUCAUUAGUACAAACAAGAAUUAUUACAAUAAUAAUAUUAAUAAUAAUAAUAAUACAAAUCAACAAUAUUGGACUAAAAAGACAAUUCCAACAUUAUCAAAUGAUCAAAAUAUAAUGGCAUUGGUUGAAAAGAGUAAUAUAGAUGUAGUAAUGUCAUCAUCUACAUUUAUUAAAUUAAUUAAUAAUCAUGCACCUUCAUUUGCUGAGGAAUGGGAGAUACCAACUGUGACGAGACCCUACAAGAAUGGAUUGGGUGAACAGAAAAAGGUUGUGAUACUAGACAAACCAUUCUUGAAAAAGAAGAUGACCAACAGGGAAAAGAAUGAAAAGUUUUACAACUUGGCAAUUGAAUCACUUGGAUUGACGCGAGGUGAUCUAUCAAACUAUCCCCCAAUCGAUUUUGCAGCUUCAACGACACCAAAUAAUAUUUCAAGUGAUUACUUGGCAUCUGCCAAUUUGACCUACAAUGUUUGGCGAUUUGGAGAGAUCAAAUUGUUGAUUCGAUGCAAGAUACAUUCUUUGGUACCCGAUCAAUCUGCUCGACUCAAAGUCAGGUAUGUGGGUAUCAAGACAAAGGUAGAGUAUCAAUCAGAACGGUCGACAAUCGAGGAUAUAUCGCCAUCAGAGACGUCCAAGUGGUGGUCGUACACCUAUAUUCGACCAGACGCACAUCUCUUGUUUGCUCGUGUCAAUGUUUGGAAUCAUAGACUAUUGUCGAUUGAAAAAAAAGACAUGACUCACAUCCUACAUCCAAAGUGUGGAUUCAGUCCUUCCAAAUCAUCAAAGAUUACAAUCGAACUAUUAAGACGAUGUGUUGGGUUGCCAGAAGGUAGACAUUUACUGCUACAUAGACCAACUGAACAUUUUGUUUAUGUUUAUAAAGAAGAAGAGAAUUAUUCAACCGAGGAAAAGAAUGGACAAGAGAAAGAGAAGGGACAAGAAGUGGAUGAUACUAUUUAUGAUUUACAUAAAGAACAUGAUAAACUACCAGUGUUUAAUCCCGACCUACCCAAUAUCACUCUUAUCAAAAUGGUACCUGUUACACCUCCAUUACAAUCAGUAGUUCCACCACCUCCUCAACAACAACAACAACAACCAAUUCAAAUUUGCGUACCAUUUGCAGAGACUGGACAAUGCAAGAAUCCAAAGGCUUGUACAUUCACACAUUUGACAAUGGCACAAAUCAAAGACAAGGGAUUAGAUCAAAUAUUCCAACAACAGCAACAACUCUUUUCAGGAGGUAAACGAAAACAAAACAAACAAAAAAACAAACCAAAAAAGAAAUCUAAAAAGACUGAUAGGAAACAACAACAGAAUCAACAACAAAUGUCAAUGGAUAAUAAUAAUAAUAAUAGUGGUGAUGGUGGAGGACAUUCAGAAUCAGGUGGUGGAAGUGGAGGACAUUUUGCAACCGACACUGGAGAUGAUUUAUCAUACAUUAAUUCUAUUUUAUAA
This is a messenger RNA of Cavenderia fasciculata, 5031 nucleotides long. RefSeq lists its product as uncharacterized. Gene Ontology annotation, molecular function: metal ion binding. Gene Ontology annotation, cellular component: transcription elongation factor complex. The transcript has 9 exons. The coding region runs from base 1 to 5031 and encodes 1676 amino acids. Gene Ontology annotation, biological process: snRNA transcription by RNA polymerase II; positive regulation of transcription by RNA polymerase III; signal transduction. The record is from RefSeq and is a predicted model, not a curated record. Lineage: Eukaryota; Evosea; Eumycetozoa; Acytosteliales; Cavenderiaceae.